CGGAGAGUCGGCAAUCCUUCCCAUUGUUUCUGUAUGGUUUCUGUUUUGCAAAUUUUCAGGUUAAGAAACGUCAUGGUCAUAUUCGCUUUAAUUAUUUAAUUUUGUUUAUAAGAAAUUCUAUUUUUAAAUUGUCCAAGCACUACCUUAAACUGCGUGAGGAAUUAGUUGAGUCGUUGCUUCACCGACUCUAGAGAUAAAUGGCUACUUUGGAAGAUAAAAUAUUGGGGGAAAAACUGCACAAUUACUGCAGUAGCAGCGAAGGUAGUGAUAAUGAAGAUUCAGGAGCAGAAUCCAGCGAUAAAAAAGCUGCCGUUGCCAAAACUAAUUUACCCCUGGAAAUUAACAAGUGGGAGGGUUCAUCUACGAAUACUGGACCCAAAGGUGUAAUCGAGGAUUGGAGAAAGUUCAAGCAGCUGGAAAGUGCAAAACGCACUGAAAGUGGCAAAGAAAUGGUGGAACUGGCAAAGAAGUUAACAAUGACUGUUCGAACAACGUUGGAGGACGAAAGAGAGCAAGCUGCCCUGGAAGAUCCGGAACUUGCUGAGUUGCUUGAUGACGACUUUUUGUUGCACUAUCAAAAGCAAAGAAUCGAAGAAAUGAUUCAGCAGACUAAUCUGAGUAAGAAGUUCGGUGACCUGAUGUUUCUGAGAAAUUCCAAGGAUUUUUUAGAGGCAAUCGACAAGGAAGAUAAAACGGUUACAGUAAUUAUACACAUUUAUGAGGAGCAUGUGCAUCCUUGUCGAUUAAUGAACCAGUGCCUUAUACAGCUUUCAAAAAUUUAUAACACUGUAAAAUUUGCUGCAAUACUUGCACCUUUAGCGAGUGUAAGCAGGGAAUUUAGAGCUGGUGGACUUCCUGCUCUGCUAGUUUACAAAUCUGGCAAUAUAAUCGGCAAUUUUGUGAAACUGACGAACGAUCUUGGCGAUAAUUUUCAAGCUGAAGAUGUACAAAGCUUUUUGGUUGAACAUGGUCUUUUAGAGGACAAAAGUUUAACUCCAGCGCUUGUUAAAAAUUCAGCUGCCGAUGGCUCUGAUAGUGAUUAAUUAAAUAUUGAUAUUAAUUCCGUUCUAUAACUUUCAGUUCACGAUUCAACACACGCUGAAAGAGUAUUUUAUUUUGUACAAAACACAGAAUUUGUUAGCAGAUUGAAGAAUUUCUCCACUUCCUUAAAUUGUCGAUUCUUAUUUGUGUUUUAAGAGCAAGUUGAUUUUUCUGCCUGGUACGUCCAUAAGACUGAAGCCGACUUAAGUGAGCGAGAAUUUGAGUAAUAAAAUCUUCACCGCAUUUAGCCGAUGGAUCGUAUUGAGCUUAACUGUGUUCGUUAGAGGCUAUAUUCUAUAUUUACUGUACAUAUUUUUUAUAUUUGUUACUUUAACUUAAAUUUCUGGUGUUAAGAAAAUCAAAAUUUACACAAACCAGAGUGAAAGUAUAUUAUAAGUUAGUUAUAUGUAUGUGUUUUCUUAUUAUGGUCUUUUCGAAUGUUUGUAAAUAAUCUAUUGCAACUCAUUUGAUCGUUUUUAACGUUUCGACUUUAAUAAUUUUACUUAUUUGAUAGAAAAUCCGUUGGAAGGUAUUAAACGUUUUUCAAGUAAAAAUAAAUCAAUCGUUUUGAUGUAACUGUAAACCUUAUUUUAAUGAUUCUUGAAUGAAUUAAUAUCAAGACGCAGUAUUUUUUUUUAAACCCGUUUAAAUAUGAUUUUCUGUAAUAAGCUAAAAUAAGUUGAAAAUUGAGAACCAUUAAAUAUGUCCAAUACUUUAUCCUUUUGCUUGUAACAUUGUUACUAUGGUCAGUGAUGGAUCUUUCAAACUUAUAUGAAUAGUUAUGUUUCAUUUUAAUUUUAUCACAAAGCUAGUAUUACUUUAUACAAAUAUAUAUUUGUGCCAAUAUUUAUAAUAAAACAAUUUCACUUUUA
Dendroctonus ponderosae (mountain pine beetle) is the source of this 1913-nucleotide messenger RNA. RefSeq names its product phosducin-like protein. The record is from RefSeq and is a predicted model, not a curated record. The transcript has 3 exons. Lineage: Eukaryota; Metazoa; Arthropoda; Insecta; Coleoptera; Curculionidae. Gene Ontology annotation, biological process: regulation of G protein-coupled receptor signaling pathway. Bases 198 to 1043 code for a protein of 281 amino acids.